Messenger RNA from Annulohypoxylon maeteangense, 2035 nucleotides. Its product is annotated as major facilitator superfamily transporter. Bases 235 to 1977 code for a protein of 580 amino acids. NCBI's taxonomy places the organism in Eukaryota, Fungi, Ascomycota, Sordariomycetes, Xylariales, Hypoxylaceae. The transcript is spliced from 5 exons. Gene Ontology annotation, molecular function: transmembrane transporter activity. Gene Ontology annotation, biological process: transmembrane transport. The record is from RefSeq and is a predicted model, not a curated record.
GAACGAGAUCCAUUAAAAUGUUGCUUGACCGAUUCCGUAGACGCAUGGAGACGGAUGCUCUUCCAGCCAAUUUUUUUUUUUUCAUUUCUGUAUACUGGAUUACCGCCUCUUUUAAUAUCUUUUCACCUCCGAUUCAUCUCCCGCCUCUUUGGAAAACCUAGGGCUUUAAUACCACCUUACCAUAGCAGAAUAUCCUAAUCGAGUCAAGGAUCAUACUAUAGAUGGUACCUCGUUAUGGCAGAGACAGAGUUUUCGGAGUUCGGCCUCGGGCCACAGAUAUAUCGCGAACAUACAAGUGCUUCGCGAGCUUCGAGGGGUAUCCGUGGACGCGAUGGUGGUUUAAGCCAUUUUGCGGAUCUAGUCCAGAGUAUCAGCAACCAGGAUGCAGAAGCUAGAUACAAAGCUGAAGAGGCAGAUAACAGGUUGCCGACAGAUGACUCGCCAGAUCCGAGUCAAUUCCAAGGUGCGGAGGGAAAGACGAUAAUAUCAUGGGAACCCAACGACAAGGAAAAUCCGUAUAAUUGGCCUAGAUGGCGGAAGAACCUUAUUCUUGUGACCACAAUGACGACCGUUCUCAAUAGCACGAUGGGAAGCUCAUUGCCGAGUAUGGCUAUCCCCUACAUGAUGAAAGAAUGGGAAGUUACUUCUCAAACACAGUCUAUCCUCCCAAUAUCCACAUUCUUAAUGGGUUACGUCUUCGGUCCAAUUGUCUGGGGCCCGCUAAGCGAACACAUCGGGCGUCGGAUUCUCUCCACGGGAGCUUUUGUCAUGCUCAUGGUUUGGACUCUUGCCUGCGCGCUCGCUCCGAAUUGGCCAGCAAUGCUAGUAUUCCGAUAUUUAGUUGGAGUAUGCGCAUCGGCACCGAUCGCAGUCGUCACUGGUCAGCUCGCCGACAUCUAUAACGAUUCAAUUACCCGUGGUCGAGCCAUGUCUUGGUUCAUGGUUUUCACUAUCUUUGGCCCACUACUCGCUCCGAUCAUAUCUGGAUUCUGCUCGACGAGGAUUGGGUGGCGAUGGACUUUCUGGAUUGCCUUGAUGGUUGCUGGCGCGACAUCAAUACUGGUGAUAUUCCUCCCUGAAACAUAUGCGCCUGUGCUCCUCACCCGACGAGCAAGAAAGAUCCGAAAAGCGGAUCCUAAGGCGCAAGUUUACUCUGCUUUUGAGCUUGAGCCGCACGACAUGAAGCAGUUAGUUACGAGAGUUCUCACCCGACCAAUCCGGAUGAUCCUUACCGAACUCAUCGUCACUGCGACGUGCCUUUAUCUUUCGCUAGUUUAUGCAAUUUUCUACAUGAGCUUCCAAGCGUUCCCCAUCAUAUUUCAAGAUGUCUAUGGGCUGUCACCAGGAGUUACCGGUUUGUGUUAUCUUCCCAUUGGACUUGGUGCAGUUCUUGCGCUACCGGUCUUCUUUACUUAUGACAAUAUUCUUCUUAAUGCUCAAGCUCGUGGUGAACCAUGGUCAAAAAAAGAGGAGUUCCGCCGUGUUCCACUGGCUACUCUCGGCGGCCCAUUAUUCGUUAUAUCACUAUUCUGGCUUGGCUGGUCGGCACGAUCAGAUGUGUCAUUUGUGGUACCGAUGUUAGCUGGUAUUCCUUUUGGUGCAGGUUUCAUGUUAAUCUUCAUGGCGCUGCUUAAUUACAUCACAGAUGCCUAUGAGAUAUUCGCUGCAAGCGCUAAUGCUGCUGCGAGUUCCUGCCGUUCCGUCUUCGCAGUCGCCCUCCCGUUUGCGACAAUCCCUAUGUUCGACCGUCUUGGCAUCAGCGGGGCAUGCAGUUUGCUCGGUGGGUUAAGUCUAUGCAUGUGUGUCAUCCCCUUCAUAUUCAUCUGGAAAGGAGCGGCGAUCCGAGAAAGGUCCAAGUUCUGCAUCGCGCUCAAGGAGCAAAAACUGGAAAUGGAGCGGAGACAUGAGGAACAGCAAAGGAGAAAAGCUAGGGCGGCUGCUAGUCCUGGUGUGUUAGAUGACAAAGAAACGAUUUAACGUUUUAAUGAUGGCAAUUAUGUAUUAUGAUAUUAUGAAUUGGAACACGAAGGGUUCA